Molecule: messenger RNA, 2553 nt
Organism: Bombus huntii
Lineage: Eukaryota; Metazoa; Arthropoda; Insecta; Hymenoptera; Apidae
Product: pancreatic lipase-related protein 2-like
Exons: 10
Coding region: 581-2263 (560 amino acids)
Biological process (GO): lipid metabolic process
Molecular function (GO): triacylglycerol lipase activity
Source: RefSeq, a predicted model, not a curated record
ACGGUCGUCACAUCGUCGCCAAAAUUACGCAACAUCGUGCCCGCUCCCGCUCGUUUACUCCGUAAUCUUUUAUGCAAUUUUAUGUUUUCGCCAAGAGCUUGCGUUCGUUUAUAUCCAUCGUACUGGUUGCAACGAUCUGCGCGUUGAAGAUAAGAUUUACAUAUAUCCACGAACACGUGCCGCGUAAGGACGAAGAAAAUACAAUAAUAACAGGCGAACAGAGGAGUCGGCAUCUACGCGGUAAUUCGUUUCGACUAGUAAGAAUUAUACACGAGUACUUGGCAUUGUUGCUAUAACGUGUCACGACCUCGAAAAUAUGUUUUCCAGCAAAUUUCCGCGCGUGACAACGUUUACAACGUGACAGCGUUUAGAUUCUACGGUCGGGGUUUCAAUCUUCCAGCUUCCGAGGGAAAACAGUUCGCAUUGAUCAUGGUUUCUCAUUUCGACGCGAGAAUUACCAUUUAGCGGAGAAUACGUAUUUAAUCGGCCAGUUAUUCUCCGUUCAACGUAGGUGACGAGUAUUUGAUUUUUACGGAUCGUCUUCUCACGGUUCCGAGAUCUCGAGUUACGCAAUGUUUUGAUGAGGAGGAAGAAGCAAGGAGUCACCGAGGGCGGAGAAGCGUCGAUUCUGCUACUCGUCGCAUUGACUCCUGUUAUCUGUUCCGCUGGAAUCCUGGACCCUUGGCAGUGGGCACGUAGCGAUCGAAUCGACGUCAACAUUCCUUGGUUGCCGUUCGAGAACGAGACACGAUGCUACGACGAGCUAGGGUGCCUGAACAUAACCAGAAGCUGGUAUCACCUUAUCCAUAGACCGCUCAACGUCUUCCCUUUACCACGAGAAGUCAUCAAUACGAAAUUUAUUCUAUACACGAACGAUAAUAACGUCGAAGGCCAGACCUUGUCAGCCGCGAAGGACAAGUCAAUAAAACGGUCGUACUUCGAUCCGAAAAGGAAAACAAAAUUCAUUAUACACGGAUUCAUAGAUACACCGCUCAGCAAUUGGGUCAACGAAAUGAGAAACGAAUUAUUGAAGCACGACAACUACAAUGUCAUCAUAGUUGACUGGGGUGGAGGAAGUUUGCCGCUUUAUACUCAAGCAACCGCCAACACGAGACUGGUGGGCCUCGAAAUAGCUCAUCUCGUUAAACACCUGCAGACAAAUUAUGGACUGGACCCAAAUGACGUGCACCUGAUCGGACACAGCUUGGGGGCACAUACCGCGGGAUAUGCAGGAGAAAAGAUGGGAGGGAAGGUUGGUCGUAUUACGGGAUUGGAUCCUGCAGAGCCCUAUUUCCAAGGGAUGCCCAGUCACGUAAGACUGGACUACACCGACGCCAAGUUGGUCGACGUCAUUCACACCGAUGGCAAGAACUUCUUUUUCCUAGGGCUUCCCGGAUAUGGAAUGAUUCAACCAUGCGGCCACCUGGACUUCUACCCGAACAAUGGCAAGGAACAGCCAGGAUGCACGGAUCUCAGCGAAACUACCCCUUCCUUGCCUUUAACCCUGAUCAAAGAAGGUCUGGAAGAAGCGUCGCGAGUACUGGUUGCCUGCAAUCAUGUGCGUUCCAUAAAACUCUUCACCGAGAGCAUCAACUCCAAGUGCCAAUACGUGGCCCACGAGUGUUCCAGUUACGCCAGCUUCCUCAAAGGCGAAUGUUUCUCGUGCAAGAGCAACAACAGUCUUAGUUGCGGUAUCAUGGGUUAUCAUGCAGACACCAGUCCAGCUUUGGUUGGAAGGCAGGCUAUGGGACAGGAUAUUCUGUCUCUGCUCGGGUCGAAAUUCUUCUUCGCCACUGGCAAAGAAGAUCCUUUUUGCAGGAGACAUUACAGGAUCACCAUCGAUCUUGCCCGGCCACCGAGUGCAGAAAGUUGGGUCCAAGGCUUCCUGAAAGUCACUUUUCACGCGGAAAAUGACGUUAUUCGAGACAUUGAUCUCACACCUAGCGGUUACAUGAAAUUGGAACAUGGAUCGACAGUCCGAAUGGUCGUCGCUCAUCCGGCCGGUGCAUCCGGUGAACUUGGGAAAAUUCGACGCGUCGAGCUUUCAUGGACCUACGAUAUGGACGUGUUACAACCAAAGUCGCUCUGCUUCUUCUGGUGUAACGAUCGCCUCUACGUCAACAGCGUCACAGUGGACGUUAUGGAAAUCCCGGGAAGAGGGAAAAGAGAAGCAGACUUCACCAGCAGGCUCUGUUCGGCAAGUAGACAGGAGUACGCAGAAAUUGCCAGCGGUUCCACCGCGUCUUUCGUCGACAACUGCUGACAACGUCUUCAACUUAAUUUAACAUGCAUCUGAGUACAACGUGAUAGUUUGCGGUUCUCGUUCCUGUGAAAAGUAUAGAAAUUAAAGUGCGAUCUAGUGCAUAUCUAACGAUAAGAAUCAGCAGCAUGAAUAAUGAAAAUUAUGGCAGAGUCUACGAAGAUCGGCUGAAACCUGUAUUUCACAAUGAUGUAUUUCAUUCAGAAUACGUCCACGAGUUUUCGUUUAAAAAAGAAGAAAACAAGGCAAGAUUCGUUUCGACAAAAAAUUUAUUUAAAAAAAAAAAAAAACAA